GACAGAGAAGAUUGUAAAAUCAUUUGAGGGUAAUUUUCUGCUUCGUCAUUUUAUUGCAGCCUUGAAGGUUAGAUAUAAAAAAUGAAUUCAACAAUGGCUCCAUAUGGGAUGUGCCUAACAAUCAUGAACGAGCGCAACUCCAAGGGUGGCAUGGGCUCUAAAGCCAAACCUUUAAAGUUUAUGGAUCAGGACUAUCACUUUUUACAAGAUUACUGUCUCCAGAAGAAAUUGAGAUUUCUUGAUGACUAUUUCCCACCAGACCCCCGUUCCAUUGGCAAAGGGCUGCUGAAACAGGAAGAUAUGCUUAAAAUAGAAUGGAAGAGGCCAAAGGCCAUGAGGCAAAAUGCUGAAUUUGUUGUAGAUGGAGUGUCCAGAUUCGACUAUGCGCAAGGGAGUGUAGGAAACUGCUGGUUUCUGGCUUCUGUUGGGGCUUUAACUUUUCAAAAAGACUUAUUACUCCACAUCGUUCCACCUGGACAAUCACUCAUUAACAAUUAUGCUGGGAUAUUUCACUUCAGGUUUUGGAGGUUUGGAAAAUGGUAUGAUGUUGUGAUUGAUGACAAACUGCCAACAAUCAAUGACAGACUUAUUUUUGUGCAAUCGAAAACAAAUAAUGAGUUUUGGCCGGCCUUGCUGGAGAAAGCUUAUGCCAAGGUAUGUGGCUCUUACGCUGACAUGCAUGCUGGUCGGGUAUGUGAGGCACUGUUGGACUUUUCUGGUGGGGUGCACAUGCACUAUGAACUCAAUUCAGCUCCUCCUGACUUAUGGGAGAUGAUGCACCGUGCAAAUCAGGCAAAUGCCCUCAUGGGAUGUGAAACUCCUGUAUCGGAUGUGCCUGAGAAAAAAUUACAUAACGGCAUAGUUCUGGGCCAUGCUUACGCUGUCACAGGGGUUCAUCAGGUAAUGAGUGGUAGACAUCCAGUUCAGCUGGUGAGACUGUUCAAUCCAUGGGGAGAUACAGAAUGGACUGGAGACUGGAGUGACAUGUCACCUCUGUGGAACACAGUGAGUGAGGGGGACAAGAAAAAACAUCUAUUGGCUGAAAAUGGAGAGUUUUGGAUGUCAAUGAAAGAUUAUACAAGAAUUUUUGACAACAUGGAUAUCUGCUGUCCUUGUCCUGAUUUUCUGGAAAAGUCCUCUCAGUGUCAGUGGACAUCAAAGUACCACCAAGGCCGUUGGGUAACUGGGAGUACAGCUGGUGGCUACAUGAAUUAUAAAGACACUUUCUGUACAAAUCCCCAGUUUUGGCUGACGGUAGGUGAAAUGGAUAAGACAAGUGAAGAUGGCCACAACAAUGUCCUCGUGUCCCUGAUACAGAAACCAGACAAAAGAAACAGGCGCUCUGUUUCAAUCCACGCCAUUGGUUUCAGUGUGUUUGAGAUUCCACCAGAGAUGAGAUCUGAAGGAAGGUUAGGUUCAAGCUUUUUCCACAAUAGAACGCCUGUGGAAACAAGUGGGGACUUUCAAAAUGUAAGACAGGUGAUGAAGUUCUUCAGGCUGGAGCCAGGACAGUAUCUCAUUGUGCCAUCCACUAAUAAGCCCAAUAACAAUGCUGAAUUCUUCCUGUCUAUUCUCUGCAAAAAUGAGAUCCAAACUGAAAAAGACACAGAACGAACCGAGAAAGAUUUUCUUGUGGAUUUUACAAAGGGUGAUUACACAGACCCUGUGGACAACGAGUCAAACUAUAGAAAUCAAAAUGUCGGACUGUUUCGACAGUUUUCCGAUCAGUACAAAGAUGUCGAUGCUGGGCAACUUCAACAGCUUCUACACAACAACUUGUUUGGAGGAAACACAAAAAUUUCAGAAGGAUUCGGUCUGGAUACUUGUAGAAGUAUGAUUGCCAUGUCAGAUUCGUCUAUAACCGGAAGACUUAAUGGAUCAGAAUUCAUGCAUCUGUGGAAUCGAAUUAUCAGAUACAAGGAUAUCUUUUACAGCAUGCAUUCCACCAAAGAUGGCGUUCUCUCUUUGAAAGAAUUGAAUAAAGCAUUGGAGAAAACAGGCAUGCAUUUAAGUGAAGAAAUCCUGAAUCUCAUGGCUGUGCGGUAUGGUGGUACACUAGAACAGAUCUCUUUGGAGGGUUUCAUAUGUCUCGUUUUACGUUUGGACUGCAUGGCUAAAUUAUUUCAGAGACUCUGCAAUAAAGGAAAGGUGACUUUUGAUGAGAGUGAGUGGAUAAGGCUCACCAUGUAUUCAUGAGGGAAUAUCUGAUUGCAAUCAAGUGCAAGAAGCAAUGUGAAGAUUAAACAUUGGAGUUACUGAUGGAUGUAAAUUCCAUUGGUGUUGAAGUGUCAACUGUACCUGUACAUAUGUUUUUAAGGGGUUUAAUUGUGAGUUUUGAUUAUUUGGGAGGUAAAUUUUCCCAUGACCGAAUCCCCCCAAAACUCUCCCCCGGAUGAGUAAUUUUUAAUAAAAUGUAGCUGAACAGUGAUGUCAACUUUCAAGCUCCAAAAAGAUAUCAUAAGACUUUCAAUCGUUCUAAAGAAACACAACCACUCAUAUGAUAAACAGACUAAAAUUAAAAAAUCAACUGAAAUAUUGAAUAGAAUUAAAUACUUUAAUGGCAUGAGGGUUAGUCAAGAUGACAGCAUUUUCUAUUUGAGUUCACUAUUCCUAUCCUAUUGUACAGUAUAUGUUUGUUUAAAGUGAUAUAUGCCCACAUUUCCUACGGUGACCACCACAAGGGGUCACUGUUGUUGAGCCGUUUUGCUUUAGUUUUCUCCGUUUCUUCUAAUUUCUAAUGUAUAAUCUGUGGAUCUGUACUCAGGUAUUUGUCUAUUUACAUCAUGCUUAAAUGUUAUAAUUUUGAAAUUUGUCAGAUGUACUGUAGCAUGCAGCUAUUAUUGCAAAAUCAAUAUCAAUAAAGGCUGAAACAUUCUGGUGUUCAGCACAAUGAU
This is a messenger RNA of Paramisgurnus dabryanus, 2894 nucleotides long. Its product is annotated as calpain-1 catalytic subunit. Gene Ontology annotation, cellular component: cytoplasm. Gene Ontology annotation, biological process: proteolysis. Lineage: Eukaryota; Metazoa; Chordata; Actinopteri; Cypriniformes; Cobitidae. The record is from RefSeq and is a predicted model, not a curated record. Gene Ontology annotation, molecular function: calcium-dependent cysteine-type endopeptidase activity.